Messenger RNA from Drosophila serrata, 1620 nucleotides. It is a transcript of the gene SiaT, whose product is annotated as beta-galactoside-a-2,6-sialyltransferase. Gene Ontology annotation, molecular function: beta-galactoside alpha-2,6-sialyltransferase activity. The record is from RefSeq and is a predicted model, not a curated record. Gene Ontology annotation, biological process: sialylation. NCBI's taxonomy places the organism in Eukaryota, Metazoa, Arthropoda, Insecta, Diptera, Drosophilidae. Gene Ontology annotation, cellular component: Golgi apparatus.
AGUUGUGCGACACAACGGUCAACUUGUGUUUGUGUUCAGCGUAUUAUGUGUGGAGAAUGAGGCAAGUGAAACGCGCAUUGCCAGGUCAGUGUCAGGCGGCACAUCACCUGCUCGUCAUCGGCCUCCUCCUCGUCGGCGGCGCAUUAAUAAUUCAAAGCGAGCAGCUCGGCGAGGCGAAAGCUCAGCGGGGACACGAACCGGCGCUCGGCGAGGUGAAUUUGCCAGAGCGGGACAACGGUGCGUAUGACUUUCUCAACUCCUUUAUAGAUUCUUCAAGAGCGGCGGCGCAAAUGUCUUUUUUCACAGGAAACGGAAAUGAAACUUUAAACAGCAAUUUCAGCGAUGCGCAGAGCCAUCGCAAGCCACGCAGCGUCUUCCAUGUUCGCUGGAAUCCCAACGAAAAGUUCAUUGUGGAAAGUCGCGAGAAUCCGGCCAUAAAUUCCUCUAAAUUGGCUCCACAUCCCCGGCUGAAGGUAUCCAAGAACACCAAGCUGACACUGAGCCCAAAGCUGUAUCUCUGCCAUGACAAGCACUCGGAGCUGUGUCACAACAAAACCCAGCAGUUCCGGCAGCGCAUUGUCCAGACCUUCGAGAAGGCCAUGAUUGAGUCCGUCAACGAAUCGCAGGCGAAUCACUAUAAUGUGGACUAUAAGCCGGUAUUCGGGGAUAGUUUCGAGGAGCAGUACUAUCCCUCCACUUGUUUGGUGAUGGAGGCAGGCGUGCGAGUCCUGCGAAGGAAGGAUGCUCCUUUUAAUAAGCUGCCCUUUGGGAGGCUCUUCCCACGCCAGAAACUCUUUCGCAAUAUCAAGGAUAUCAAAACCUGUGCGAUUGUCUCAAGUGCAGGAUCACUGGCAGGUUCUAAAUUGGGUCGAUUUAUAGACACGCAUGACAUUGUGAUGAGAUUCAAUCACGCGCCAACGCAAGGACACGAGGUGGAUGUUGGCAGCAAAACCACAAUUCGUGUGGUGAAUUCGCAAGUGGUGACCAAGCCCGAGUUUGACUUCACCCAUGCCCCCAUCUUCCGGAAUGUGACCAUUGCCGCCUGGGAUCCGGGCAAGUAUAAUGGAACCCUGGAGGAUUGGCUGACCAGUGCGGAUUACGAUCUGUUUACCAACUAUGAGAUAUACAGGCGUCGUUAUCCCAAGUCAAGGGCCUUCCUGAUCGAUCCUCAUUCCGUGUGGCGACUCUGGCAGAGUCUGCAAAUGUUUGCCGGAAAUAAGCCAAUCAGCCGCAAUCCUCCCAGUUCGGGUUUUAUAGGAUUGGCUUUGCUCCUGCCGCACUGUCCGCAGGUGGACUUUGUGGAGUAUGUUCCAUCCACACGGCUCAAUGGACGCUGUCACUACUACAGCAAAGAGAUGAAUUCCGCCUGCACCUUUGGGUCCUGGCAUCCACUGGCCGCCGAGAAGCUGAUGGCUUUGGACAUGAACAUGGCGGAGGACGAUGACAUAUCUGUGUUUCAGUUUGGCAUUCUGAGGAUACGCCGGCCGGACAAACUCCUCUGCGGCUUCAACUUCUUUGGCUACUGAGGAGAAGGAACUGGAGCUGGAGCUGGAGCUGGAGGCAAAGGAAGUACUUCGCAGGCGGAAGUGACAAUCCAGGUGCAUUUAAUCAAGCGGUUUU